CGUGUGUGAAGGGUAGUGUCAAGUGUGAGAGAUAAUCGAAUUUAAGAGACUUCUACGUACAUAUCUCGUGGUGAUUUGCAUUCCCUUUUUCUCAGUUUUAUUUUACUGUAUUGUGUUUUCAAUUUUUGCAUGCUUAUUUUCUGAGUAAUUAAAAGGAGCAUCAUGUAUUCUAAAGAAAUUAAAAAAAGUUCCGAAAGCAGCUCCGGAUGGAUUCUUCUUCCAGAACAGAUGGAUGUAUUGAGCAAGAAACCAUACAUUUACAAUGCAACAGCGGGAUCAUUUCUAGAGCUUCUUUUUCUACAGAAGUUCUGGAUGUGGCUGGUGAAAUUUGUCCCAAUGCGUAUAGCUCCUUGUGUUCUAACAUGUCUUGGUUUAGCAGUUAACCUUGGUAGCUGUCUGACUCUUUUAUACUUUAGUCCUGAUGCUAGAACAGAAGCUCCUGCCUGGGCAUUUCUUCUGUGUGCAGCAGGAGUGUUUCUUUAUCAAACAUUGGAUGCUUUAGAUGGAAAACAGGCUAUGAAAGUACAGGAUACACAGAUAGAAGAAGUAUAUGACCAUGGAUGUGAUGCAAUAUCUACAGUGUUUGUUGGAUUAACUACAGCUGCUGCAUGCCAGCUUGGCAACUUGCCUCUCUUGAUGUUUUCUUUCUUUCUGUUAUCAAUGUUAGCAUUUUACACCACACACUGGCAAGACCAUGUCACUCACAUAAUGAUUUUUGGGAAGGUGGAUGUAUCUGAGGCACAAUUCACUGUGAUAUUAAUUCACCUGUUGACAGCUGUGUUUGGACAACACAUAUGGAGAACAGAGGUCCUCUUUGGACUCGAACUACGCAUGAUCGUUGGAAUGUGUACUGUGCUAUCGCUGUGUGGAACAAUUAUAGCAAAUAUGGGAUAUAUCUUGGGAAAUAAAACUCCACUUGACGACUUUAUCCAAAUUCCAAGGAAAAAGACUCCACAGAUAUGGAAUCCACUCAUUCCGGUAUCUAUGCUAACUUUUUUUGCUGCACAAGCAUACAAUGCUGGAUUAUUUGAUCCAAAUCCGUCUCUUUUUGUUAUUGCAUUUGGUUUUGCAUAUGCAAAGCUAACUGUGAAGCUUGUGAUAACAAAUGUAACUUAUGCAGAUAUGGAUCUCUGGGAUAGUAGUCUAGUAGCUCCUUUACUGUUGUGUCUAAAUACUUAUUUACCGUCUGUUUACAUGUUGCCACCAUCUACUGCACUAUUAUGUGGUUUAGUUUAUAACUUAAUGGAUGUUGCUCGUUAUUUCACCUACAUUAGCUGGGAUUUACGAGAGGCUUUGGAUGUAUGGAUCUUCAGCCUUAAAUACCCACCUGGCCAUCCCAAAUUCCGCAGAAGUAACCAAGGUGUCUAUGUCAAUGGACUAAAUAAUAAUGAAGUUCUUUCAUCAUCUGUAAAGAAUUUACAUUCUCAACAAAAUGGUGGACAUAAAAUUCACUGAAUUAGAAGCCUCGGUAUGUGGUAUAAGCUAUCCAUAAAGUGAAGCUGGUGGCAUUGCUGUCAAUUGAAAAAGAGUCUUUAAGACUUUAAAAGUGGGAUGUGUGACAUUUAUACAGAGAUAUGACACAGGUUAAACAUGUCUAAGUGAAGUAGCGGAAGAUGAAAUUACAUAUGUAUGCAUACAGCUUAAAAAUAAACAAAUGCAGUGCAGUUGGACGAGCUCACUUUAAAGAGUGACAGUGACUAAUUCUAGAACAAGCCUCAUGUGUAAAGUGUUCAUUGAACUACCUAGAAUCUACUGACUUUUAGUUAUUGAAAAUAUAUGUUUUAAAUGUUGCAUUUUAUUUGAGCAGUGUCUGCUAAUUUAUUGUGCAUUGAUGAUUACUUAUUCGAUAUAUUUAUAUAGAAAUUGUGCGAGUGAAAUAUCUGGUUCACGAAGGGCAGCAGUUAUUGUCUACAAAUAAAGUGAAGAUAUGUAUAUGCUCAAAUUACUGAAACCUUUAAAACUCCAUUUUGUAAAUAUGACUGAAAAGCAUGAGCUUUUAUGUAUUAUAAUGUUGUUAACACAAUUUACUAUAAUAAAUAAUUUUAUUAGAAAA
Molecule: messenger RNA, 2053 nt
Organism: Stegodyphus dumicola
Lineage: Eukaryota; Metazoa; Arthropoda; Arachnida; Araneae; Eresidae
Product: cholinephosphotransferase 1-like
Biological process (GO): phosphatidylethanolamine biosynthetic process
Cellular component (GO): Golgi apparatus; endoplasmic reticulum membrane
Molecular function (GO): diacylglycerol cholinephosphotransferase activity; ethanolaminephosphotransferase activity
Source: RefSeq, a predicted model, not a curated record